Molecule: messenger RNA, 630 nt
Organism: Aspergillus oryzae RIB40
Lineage: Eukaryota; Fungi; Ascomycota; Eurotiomycetes; Eurotiales; Aspergillaceae
Product: 40S ribosomal protein uS7
Exons: 3
Coding region: 1-630 (209 amino acids)
Biological process (GO): translation; ribosomal small subunit assembly
Cellular component (GO): ribosome; cytosolic small ribosomal subunit
Molecular function (GO): structural constituent of ribosome; rRNA binding; mRNA binding
Source: RefSeq, a predicted model, not a curated record
AUGGGAACCGUGAAGCUCUUCAACAAGUGGAGCUACGAGGAUGUUGAGAUCAGGGAUAUUUCCUUGACGGAUGCGGAAAAGGAUGCAUAUACGGAAUGGAAUUUGCUGACUCGAAUCUACGCACAUAGCGACUACAUCCAGAUUCGUAACCCCGUCUACCUUCCUCACUCCGCCGGUCGUUAUGCCGCCAAGCGUUUCCGCAAGGCUCAGUGCCCCAUCAUUGAGCGCCUGACCAACUCGCUCAUGAUGAACGGCCGCAACAACGGCAAGAAGCUCAUGGCUGUGCGCAUCGUUGCUCACGCUUUCGAGAUCAUCCACAUCAUGACCGACCAGAACCCCCUCCAGGUCGCCGUUGAUGCCAUUGUCAACUGCGGUCCCCGUGAAGACAGCACCCGUAUCGGUUCCGCCGGUACCGUCCGUCGCCAGGCCGUUGAUGUUUCUCCCCUCCGUCGUGUCAACCAGUCUAUUGCCCUCUUGACCAUCGGUGCCCGUGAGGCCUCUUUCCGUAACAUCAAGAGCAUUGCUGAGUGCCUCGCUGAAGAGCUUAUCAACGCUGCCAAGGGAAGCUCGAACUCCUAUGCCAUCAAGAAGAAGGACGAGCUUGAGCGUGUUGCCAAGAGCAACCGGUAA